GUCGCCCCCGGCGCCUUUACUUAGAGGAAACCGUUACAUGGGCUCUAGUUGUUUUUGUGCUCGAUCUCGGAUGUCUAUUCAGUUGCUAGGGGCGUGCUAGCCAGAGAAGAUGUCCCACAUGGACAGGGAACUCACGCCUUCAUCACGCUCAAACAAAUCGAUGAGAAUUUUCAACCAAGUUCCACUGUCGUCGACGAUGCUUCAGAAGAGCUUACCGUCCCGGAUCUCGGCGGAAACAACGGACUCUGGGUUAGCUUCUACAAGCUGUACCCACGCAGUAUCUAGCUCUGAAACUUCAUUCCGAAUCCUAGACGGUGUGCGGAGGGAUGAGGCUGAACGACGACAGGAAUCUGUGGAGAACGGCACCAAUAACAGGAAUAUACAAACACCACACAGCGGCUUCAUGCUCCUGCGGAGAAACUUGUCAAGCCGGGGAUCGUCAACUCCGAAGAACUGCGUCAGUCAUUGUCCGUUCCCGACGCCCGACCGCUUGAAUGAACCGUUCAUCAGUCAUGAAGUCUUCGAGAAUCGACUGCUAUCUUUCGAGGAGAAGAACUCUUUCAGUCCGUGCAUCGACUGGCAAUCGACGAUGAAUCCCACAGUAUUCGAUACUUCGAAUCCAGCGGCAUAUCUGCCACCGGUUCGCUCUCUCAGCUGCGAGCAGCGGAACGAGAGAGCGAUUAACGCUUUUUUCCAAAGGAAAAUCGUGCCUUCGCCAACUCCGACAGCUCGGCGGAGAGUUGCGAUCACUUCAUCGGGGUCACGUGAGUCGACGAUGGACACCAAGUCUCCCAGCCAAACACUUCCUACGUCCCUCCGAGCCAUGACGACGCAGACAGACGUAACGAUCCCUCCUGAUUACGACAUCGCUCAGAUUUUCGCGCCUUUCGCAACUUUCACUGGGGUUGACACUCGUACGUCAACGAUGGAAGUAUCCCGGUCCUGCUCGAGCUCUCCGACCUCGAUAUCGUCGCUUUCGAGGCGGAAAUUGUUCUCCGAGGAGGAUUUCGAAGACUUCAACGAUGGAGCGGCAGACGGAGACCUUCGCGGGCCCGAAAUCUCUCGUGGUCACGCGCCGUUCAUCGACACCCCGGCUCUAUCCACACCUCCGAAAACUUGCAGACGGGAAAGCACAUCCGGAAGUCUCUCCGGUGUAUACGGAAGACAGGAAUCAUUCUGUGGCGAGAAUCAGCAUGAAAUCGGCAUCGAUGAAAUUCCGAGAGGUGCUCUGGACAUCGAGCUAUCCCCCAUCAGACCACAUUCUCCGACGGACGAGGCAACGAUGGAUUCGAAAUACACCUUUGUGACCUCGCCUGAUGGGAAUCGGCAGGAACACGCAACAGAGAACAGCCCAUCGACCUUCGAUAUGUCUAUAGUUUAGAGAGAGGAAUAGAUGUGCAAUUUUUGUACCGACUUGAAUACUUGACAUGCUUCUAAUUAUAAAAUUCAAUAUGAAUCAAUGCGCUCUCUUGGAGUACUGGCGGCAGAAUAAACCACUUGGCGGCUCGAUAUAGUUGUAAAGAC
Messenger RNA from Galendromus occidentalis (western predatory mite), 1524 nucleotides. RefSeq lists its product as uncharacterized. Bases 110 to 1381 code for a protein of 423 amino acids. Lineage: Eukaryota; Metazoa; Arthropoda; Arachnida; Mesostigmata; Phytoseiidae. The transcript has 8 exons. The record is from RefSeq and is a predicted model, not a curated record.